Sphaeramia orbicularis (orbiculate cardinalfish) is the source of this 785-nucleotide messenger RNA. Its product is annotated as distal membrane-arm assembly complex protein 1. Bases 286 to 561 code for a protein of 91 amino acids. The transcript is spliced from 2 exons. Lineage: Eukaryota; Metazoa; Chordata; Actinopteri; Kurtiformes; Apogonidae. The record is from RefSeq and is a predicted model, not a curated record.
UUUCUAUCAGAAUAAUGACAUAACGUUAUAUAAACACAGACUUUAAUUCUGACAGAGCUAAACCGGAAACAGUAGGAGCAUAACCCGGAAGUACAUUAUAACCCUGACCUGUGUGUAGAAACAGCGUGAGGAAAACCUGGACAUACUUUUAAGGGUUUUUUUGACCUUACGUGAGAUUUCAUAAAGAGACUGGCCUUUGUUUAAGUUUUUUUUUCUUUAAAGUGAUGUUACGUUUCUAGCUGUAGCGUGUGUUAGCCUUAGCAUUAGCACACAUCCUACCCCACAAUGUCAACAAUACCAGAGACACCGGCAGGAGGAGUACAAGUCCAUACAGCGACAAAAAACUCGACAGUUAAGAACUGCUGGAGCUGUCGGCUCAUUCCUGGAGGAGGGUUGAUUCUGUGCGGGGCGUAUGUGUUCAACGCAUCCCGGAGGAUGAUUGGGAAAGGCGGACCUCCAACCAUAGGCACUGUGUUGCAGAUUACUUUUGCUACGAGUUUAGCUGCAUGGGGGAUUGUCGUCAUCGCCGACCCGGUGCGAAAAGCGCAGAAGAAGACGUGAAGACUCUUUUUAUAUUAACAUUCAAACCAGUUCAGACGGACAGGUGUUAUUCUCGCGAGAGUUCUGACAUCCAAAGAAGUCCCACCUUAUGACCAGAAGUAAACUUAUAUUAUUACACUGACUGUUCUGCAUGGACAAAUUACAGCCAUGUUUGGGAAAAAAUGGCAUCAAUAAGAAAAUAAUUAUUUAUACAUUGCAAACAGAAAUUAAAUGGAUUCAGCUGG